Molecule: messenger RNA, 546 nt
Organism: Symbiodinium sp. CCMP2456
Lineage: Eukaryota; Dinophyceae; Suessiales; Symbiodiniaceae
Source: the annotation of a GenBank genome assembly
AUGUUCGCGUUGCUGCUCGUCGCCUUCCUUUGCGGAGUCACUGCCGCCUCCGAGGCAGAGCGCCCUUCCUCCCUCCGAGGCAAGGAGCCUCGGGCCUUCGGAGAUGAGCGCCGCCUUGGGGACGACCGUCGCCGGCAUCGGCGCCGGGAGCACCAUGAGGACCAGGAAGAGCACCACCAGGACGAGGACCACUGGAGGCCCUACUGGGGCCCGCAUCCGGAUCCUCGAGAGUGCUUUCCGCCUUGUGACUUUUGCCAGACUUGUGCCGAUGGCAUGUGCGUGGGUGCCCCCUGCAAGGCGAGGUGUUCAAUGUGCGACCCCUGCCAGACUUGCAAUGGCUUUGGCGAGUGCAUCGGCACAAGGUGCGAAAUUCAGUGUGCGUUGUGCGACUCCUGCCAGACUUGUGUGGGAGGCCAGUGUAUCGGCUCGUCGUGCCAAGACAGGUGUCUCUCGUGCAACACGAUGCCCAUGAUGUGCCCAGAUGGGCAGACUUCCAUUCCUGGUAGCUGCAUAAACGGCAUGUGCAUGCCGGGUUCGUGUGUGUAG